Molecule: messenger RNA, 9457 nt
Organism: Pimephales promelas (fathead minnow)
Lineage: Eukaryota; Metazoa; Chordata; Actinopteri; Cypriniformes; Leuciscidae
Gene: grin2aa
Product: glutamate receptor, ionotropic, N-methyl D-aspartate 2A, a
Biological process (GO): monoatomic ion transport
Cellular component (GO): membrane
Molecular function (GO): signaling receptor activity; ligand-gated monoatomic ion channel activity
Source: RefSeq, a predicted model, not a curated record
AAUCCCUAAACGAAACGAUUCAGAAGAACCACGCCGCGACAUGCAGGUUAAAGCUCCACAAACAGAACCAAGGAUGUGUUACUGACGGCAUCCCUCAGUUCCAGAGAGGCUGUGGGGAAAGAGGACUGUGAGACUGUCCUGUGGUCCUGCUUGCAGAUCCAAUCCCAAUUUCUUGCGGAUUCGGUUGCCAACGUGCGAGCAGUUCUAUUCAUCGACGAAGAGUCAUGGAUAAUUCAUAAACAUGCAAACCACUGGAUUAAUUUCAUUCACAUGGUUCUGUGGUUGAACUUAAAGGAAUCGUCCGAGGGAAUAAUUAUCCAUAUUUCCAACCUGGCUUGUGAGAGGAGGAGGACUGUUGCAAUGUCACCCCAUUCAACAUCUUUGGAGCUUUGUGGAAGAGGGAUGCUGGAAUGAAGUCGAGCACUAUGGGGCUUUCCAGGUUGGUUCUUCUGACUCUUCCAGCUCUCCUUACCCUCAUCACUGUCUCACAUGCGGCAGAGAAAGUGCCCAUACUGAACAUUGCUGUGAUCCUGGGUCAAACACGCUACAUUUCCGAUCGAGAUAUACGGGCUCUGUGGAGCAAAGAUGACCCCAUUGAUGUCAACGUGGUGACCCUGCUGGUGAAUGAAACAGACCCCAGAAGCAUCAUCAACCAUGUGUGCGAUCUCAUGUCUGGGACUAAAAUCCACGGAGUGGUGUUUGGGGACGGCACAGACCAGGAAGCCAUCGCCCAGAUUUUGGAUUUUAUUUCCUCUCAGACUUUGAUACCCAUCCUGGGGAUCCACGGGGGCUCGUCCAUGAUCAUGGCGGAUAAGGAUGUGAAAUCAACAUUCUUCCAGUUCGGGGCCUCCAUCCAGCAGGAGGCACUGCUCAUGCUUAACAUCAUGGAAGAGUACGACUGGCACGUCUUCACCAUAGUGACCAGCAAGUUCCCAGGCUACCAGGAUUUCAUCACCAUCCUGAAGACAACGGUCGACAACAGCUUUGUGGGUUGGGACCUCCAGAACACCAUCACCCUGGAUGCCGUGGAUGGGGACACCAGGACCCAGAUCCAGUUGAAGAAGGUGCAGUCUCCAGUCAUCCUCUUAUACUGCUCCAAGGACGAAGCAGCUUACAUCCUGGAAGAGGCCCGUUCACUGGGCCUGACCGGGUUCGGGUACAUCUGGAUCGUGCCCAGCUUGACCACAGGCAACCCAGAUAUCACUUCAGAUUCGUUACCCUCUGGAAUGAUUUCUGUAUCCUAUGAUGACUGGGACUAUCCUCUUGAGGCACGGGUUCGAGAUGGGCUUGGGAUUAUAACCACAGCAGCUGCAGCCAUGUUGGAAGAGUUUGGGGACAUCCCUGAGGCCAAAACCAGCUGCUAUGGCCAAAUGGAGAAAACCAAGUUGCCGCCCAGCGCGUUACACAAGUACAUGAUGAACGUGACCUGGGAUGGCAGAGAUUUGUCCUUUACCGAAGACGGUUACCAGGUGUAUCCCAAACUGGUGGUGAUCGUGUUGAACAAAGACAGAGAGUGGGAAAAGAUGGGCAAAUGGGAGAACCAGAGUUUGACCUUGAAAUAUCCGGUGUGGCCUCGCUUUAACUCGUUUGGCGAUGCAGAGACAGACGACAAUCACCUGACCAUUGUAACACUAGAGGAGAAGCCCUUUGUCAUCGUGGAGAAUGUGGAGCGCCUCACGGGCACCUGCAUGAGAAACUCUGUGCCCUGUCGUAAACACAUCAAAGACAACACCACCGAGGGAGGAGGAACAUACAUCAAAAAGUGCUGCAAAGGCUUCUGCAUCGACAUACUCAAGAAAAUUGCUCGGAAUGUGAAGUUCACCUAUGACCUUUAUCUAGUGACCAACGGGAAGCACGGGAAGAAGAUCAACAAUGUGUGGAAUGGCAUGGUGGGAGAGGUGUUGACCAAAAAAGCAGUCAUGGCCGUGGGCUCCCUGACAAUCAAUGAGGAGCGCUCAGAGGUCAUCGAUUUCUCCGUCCCCUUCGUGGAAACGGGGAUUAGUGUGAUGGUAUCCCGUAGCAACGGAACUGUCUCUCCAUCAGCGUUUUUAGAGCCCUUCAGUGCGUCUGUGUGGGUGAUGAUGUUUGUGAUGCUGCUGCUGGUGACUGCAAUGGCUGUCUUCAUGUUUGAGUACAUCAGCCCUCUGGGCUUCAACAGGAACCUUGCUCAGGGCAAAGACCCUCACGGACCGUCUUUCACCAUGGGGAAAGCAGUGUGGCUGUUGUGGGGCCUGGUAUUUAACAACUCUGUGCCGGUGCAAAACCCCAAAGGCACCACCAGUAAAUUCAUAGUGUCCGUCUGGGCCUUCUUUGCUGUCAUCUUCCUGGCCAGCUACACUGCUAACCUGGCUGCCUUCAUGAUCCAGGAGGAAUUUGUGGACCAAGUGACAGGUCUAAGUGACAACAAGUUUCAGAGCCCCUACUCCUACUCCCCUCCUUUCCGCUUUGGAACGGUCCCGAACGGCAGUACAGAGAGAAACAUCCGAAAGAAUUACCCCGACAUGCACCAGUACAUGGUGAAGUACCAUCAGACCGGGGUGAAUGAUGCACUAGUCAGCUUGAAGACCGGCAAACUUGAUGCCUUCAUAUAUGACGCAGCUGUGCUGAACUACAUGGCCGGCAGGGAUGAGGGCUGUAAAUUAGUGACCAUUGGCAGUGGCUACAUCUUUGCUACCACUGGCUAUGGCAUUGCCCUGCAGAAAGGAUCGCUUUGGAAGCGCCCGGUGGAUCUGGCCAUUCUCGCUAUUAUUGGUGAUGGUGAGAUGGAGGAAUUGGAAGCUCAGUGGCUGACUGGGAUCUGCCACAAUGAGAAGAACGAGGUGAUGAGCAGCCAGCUGGAUGUGGACAAUAUGGCUGGAGUGUUUUACAUGCUGGCAACCGCAAUGGGUCUCAGCCUCAUUACCUUUGUCUGGGAGCACCUGUUCUACUGGAGACUCAGAUACUGCUUUACUGGCGUCUGCUCAGGCACACCCGGCCUGCUCUUCUCUAUCAGCAGGGGUAUAUGGAGUUGCAUUCAUGGUGUCCAUAUCGACAUGAAGAAAAAGUCAUCUGACCUGGACUUCAGUCCCCAGUCCAACAUGCUUAAGCUUAUCAAGUCUGCCAAGCAGAUGACUAAUAUGACCAAUCUCAGCGGCUCCAGGAUCAACUCUCCUAAACGCGGCAGUGAGUUCAUGCAUUCGGCAAGCCCCAUGAUCAUGGACAUGAUGGCGGAGAAAGGGAACUUCAUCUACACUGACAAUCGCAGCUAUGCCCAAAAGGAUAUAUACGGGGACUCCAGCGACUUGCAGUCAUAUCUGUCCAACCGCCAUAAGGACCAUCUGAACAACUACAUCUUCCAGGGUCAGCAUCCCCUCACCCUCAAUGAAUCAAACCCUAAUACUGUAGAGGUGGCGGUGAGCGCAGACACAGCCCAGACCAAUGCAAAACCCCGAGCUCUGUGGAAGAAAUCUGUGGAUACUUUGCGUCAAACACAGGGGCCUGAUACCCUGGACCCCCGUUUGUCCAUGAAGAGUCAGAGGUACCUGCCAGAGGAUGCUGCACACUCGGAUAUCUCUGACUGCUCAAGCAGGGCCACCUCCUACAAGGAUCCAGACAAUAACAAGCACCUAAAGCCCAAGGAUAACUUAAAAAAAAGAUCGACGACGUCAAAAUACCCUAGGGAUUGCAGCGAAGUAGAGCUGUCCUACUUAAAAAAUAAGCAGGGCGGAGCGGGCCGGGAGAAAAUCUACACCAUAGACUCUGACCGGGAGCUGAGUCUGCACUCAGAGCCACAACACUACAGGGAAGGCAGAGCCUUUACAACCGACGAUUUGGAUUUUGGGGAAAUUUACUCAGACCACAACGACAAUUACAGGAAAUGUGACCAGCCCAUCAUCCAUCUCAACAGCAGCCCCAUGCAUCAAAGUGAAUCUGACCUCCUGCCAGACAACACGUACAACAAACACUACAGUUUGAAGGAGAAGAACCUCAGUCCGCACGAAACCAACGACCGGUUUAAACAGACUCAUUGCCGGAGCUGUCUUUCCAAGGUACCCAACUACAACACAGGGCCGUAUGCUGCCGCGCGCUCGCCAUAUAACCGGUGUGAGGCCUGCAUCCACAUGGGCAACCUGUACGACAUCAGUGAGGACCAGAUGCUGCAGGAGGCCAUGAUCAGCCCUAGCAUGCACCACGAUGACAUGUUUAGCCACUACUGGCCUCAGACAGACGGGCCACACGUACAGAGGAGGAACAGACUGAGGCUUAGCCGUCAGCACUCCUUUGACAAUAUCAUGCUCGAGAAGCCCAAAGAGAUUGACCUGAACCGGCCGGCGCGGAGCGUCAGCCUAAAAGAGAAGGACCGAUUCCUGGAGGACAGCCCUUAUGCAAACAUGUUUAACAUCAAGGCUGACAAACUGUUUGGCAGUAGGUCCAUGCUCUUUAACCGAAGCCUGGAGGAAAGCAAGCGUAGUAAGUCACUUUACCCUGAUCACCCCUCGGACAACCCCUUCAUGCAAUCUAUACGGGACGAUACUCGCCUGGUCCACGGCAGGAGCUCCUCAGAUAUUUACAAACAGUUGGCUCCCAUCAAAAACAGGAACGAGAACAAUCUGAGGUCCUCCGUGAAGUCCACUACUUCAUACUGUUCCAGGGAUGGUCAAAUACCCAAUGACAUGUACAUUUCAGAGCAUGUAAUGCCUUAUGUAGCCAACAAGACUAGUGCAUACUCAGCUCCCCGGGUUCUCAACUCUUCGCAGUUUAGCAAUAGACGAGUGUAUAAGAAAAUACCUAGUCUCGAGUCAGAUGUUUAAUGCUUUUUUUGUGAAGUUGAACUAUUUACUCACUUAGAAUGCCACAUUCACCUACAUCUAUAAAGUACCCGAGAUAGCGCUCUUCUUAUACGAGCGCUUUCCAAAGGUUUUCAGCAUUUUAAGAUGCCUUCUGGGCGUAAGCCAAUAAAAUGUGGUCCAGCAUGGAAGUUGUUAAUUAUCCCCCACACUUGGCCCAGUGCUAGUGUGUACUCAAAACGCUGAGUGCUAGGACAGAUGUACUGCUUCGAAGUCCGACCCGAAGCCAUGGUGGACCGAAACAGAUCCUAGGGUGGGGUUUCAGGUAUUUGGCCCCACACUGCAUGUGACAAGAGCGUACCUGUAUCAGACAGACUGUGGCUGGAGUAGUUCCUGAAUUUAAGGCAAGCAAGGGUAUUUAAUUCAUUCAUUUGCACUCAGCAAUUGCAUUUUUGCUUUUAUUAAUAUAGACUUGGGAUUUUUGGCAUUCUAAUCCCUAUGUAGAAUUUAGACUCUUCUCUAUCUUAUUUGGUAGCACAAUAAUCAUUAGUUAACAGCCCACCUCUGCUUUAUAAACAGAACUUCUAUAUUACUGUCAGGAGUAGAUUUAUUUUGCAUGUGUGUUUCUUUUCUUGUCUGAUUUGUUUUGAAGAUAUACUAACAUUAAGGUGAUUUCAUUUGAUAGCUGAGGUGGCCAUCUGUGCAAUGAAAACUUGACCUGUAUGUAGGUUGUUCGACUAGGAAUAUUGUGUCGAUCCUCCAUUUCAAGAUUUUGGGGAAGUUUCUCGAUGGAAGUUUGCUGUGCAUUUAUUUCGUUCAAUACUUCCAUCUCGUCACUGUACACUGUGAAACCGAAUCAGAGCAUCACUUCUCGAAGACUGUUGUUUACUGUAGCUCAGCGGAGCCUUGCUUCGCUGUCGCAAUCCACUCAUUUAAUGUAACGAAGGCCAUGUGUGAAGCUUGAAGUCUGAACUAGAGGAUUGGUUUUCUGUUGCAGUCCGUAACACGGUCAGCGCGCUAUUCACACUGAGGACUACCACUCAAGAUCUUUGUUCUGCUGACCUAUUACUAAACUUUAUACUGUACGAACACACUCGAUGAACUCCAUGCAAUGUGAAUCAGAACACAUAGCCAAAUCGUGUAUUAGAUCAAAUACCUCAGGAUGGUUCUGUGUCAUUUUGUGUAAGGUUUUCUCUGCACCACCACCUAAAGGUACAUUCACGCAUGUUUCCCUCCACUCCGCUAUGGUUGUCCAAGGACUUCCUUUGCAGUCACUUUUAUGUGAACAAUAGAGAGGGGAUCUUUCAGCCAUCUUUGAAACAAGCUUUAUGUUUACGAUUUCAACGUUUGUUGGAAAACAGGAUGUUUAUCGACAUAACCAUGUUAUGACAUGACUGCUGUAGCAGCUUCCACUCUCAUAUCAGAUUUGCUUUCUUUGAUCUUCCCCAAUAAUGUGACAUUAUUCACUGUACACAUAUCUUGAAUAUGUCAUCACUGUCACAAUCAUGAACAUAUUCAACAUAUGAAGUGCUGCUUUAAGAAGCUAAUGUGCGUAUGCACAUGUAAAAUAUCAAGGUCUUGUAAUCAUAUAUGCCAUACAUAGUUUUUACUCUUUGCAACUUGUUUUUCAGUUAUUUUUCACCCUUGUAAUAACCCCAGUCUUUAAGGAAAAUGUAUUUUGAUUACAUGAACAUGAAUUAUAAUAAUGGCAUGCAACUCAAUUGUAACUCUUUCUAUGUUUUUGUUAUGAUGUUAUGAUCACAAAUUAUUUGUAACAGGGUGCAAAUAUAGCAUAUAAAUGAAAAGAAAAUGAUUAUUCAUAUUGCAGAGCUGCAGUUUUGGGGAAAUAAGCAAGGCAUUAGCCUCUAUUAUCAAUCACAGAGCUACAUCUGCAUUGAUUUCAUAUCCUUUGCGAGGCGAGGUGAAUAUCCUUGCUCUUCCUCGAUUAGCGGGUGAAAACAUCACCAGCUAUGCUUUCUGUCUCUUACCUGUCACAUAUAGCCAGAUUUAACCUGUAAAGAGAGCGAGAGAGAGAAAAAAGUCGGGUCUGCUCUUUUCGGGUUUGCUAUCCCUCCAAAGAUAUGACGUCUUCUUGAUUUUCUCUAUUAUCUAUGGUUUGCUGUAAGAAUAGAGCUUUUUUUUUAAUUCCUCAAAGACUUAGCAACUAUUUUGAAUAUAAGGCACUUGUAUAUUGCUUGUAAAUUCUUACUCAAAUAAUUCAUGAAAGUUAAGAUGAUACAGAGUAAACAAUAUUUUUUGUGUGGGUUUCACAGGUCUGUACAGUAGCACUCGUUUUCUGUAGCAUACGUACGAAAAAUGACAUCACUCACAAGGUCUGCAUCGAAACGUCACCUUUCGAGAUUUCAAAGUCUCCAUGCAGUUUGUUAUCAGGGAUUGUAGCCCUGCAGUUUUUGUAAGCUUGAACAUUUCGGGGCUGGGGUGAGAGUGGGGGCUACAGGCAUUGAGGCAGAUUUUUUUCUUAGUAAAUACUGUCAAUCCACUUGAAGGUGAGCUUGGAUCAAGCAGAUCAGUGUGAGGAGAACUGGUCUUUGCUCAUAGACAUACUGUGCAGGGGUCGUCAUGAGACUGCAGGGUACAAAUCCAUCCUGCUCAUGAACCAAAGCUCUGUGGCCACUCUGGCCUGUCGUUUAGGCCGCCAAACUUCUGGGAUUUUUACACAAAAAACUUCUUGAAAACCAAAAUGUACUUUUUACUUCAUCAUUUUUGUUUUUUUGUCGAAGGUUAUCGGAGGCUCGAGUGGAACAGCGCAGGUCAGGUAUUGAUUGCAAAUGGAAACAGAUGAACUGUGUGGGAUUAUUUUAUGUAGCAAUUUUUGGCUGGGCGAAAGCCAUCUGUAGUCUAUUGAAAAAUCUAUUAUAUUAUAUUUUUGGUUUCAUUUACCUCUCAUAGAAUAGUGCACAAUUGUGAAUUUAAAGUAGCUCAGAUGCUGAUUAUUUCCAUAAGAUGAGCUAGUCUAGGCAAAGUGGUUGAGUAAAUCAACAAAGGAGGAUUUUGAAGUCACAGAGAAAAGUUGGUACUUUCUCAAUUACACCUUAACUGCCGUUUAAGGGUUAAUCUGUUUCGUUCUGCAUGUUUGUUACACUCCACUUCUUUCAGCGGAGAUGUGUGUUUGGGUACGUUUAUAUGCUGUGGAUCAAGAAGAGAGGGAGUUUUAGGAUCAACGGCUAAUGGCACUCAGUUUGUAUGCUGAAUAUUUACACUCUAAAAGUCUUUGUAGAUAACAGAGAUGCCUCCAUCACCGCAAGUUUGUCUUUUAUGAAAAUCCAUUAGACUGAAAGAUACAACCAAUCUUCUUUCCCUUUGAGGCAGUCUUUAUGGCCGCGUAGAGCAGAUUAUCAAAAAGCGAAGCAGGGAAGUGAGACAGUUACUUAACACAACAAUAGAUCUCUGCAUCCACAUGGACACCAUUUGAAAUCUAUUCUUUCCUAAAUUGAUGUUUUGCCAAGUGCAGUGCAGUAAGAAGAUAGGCCUUUUUUGUCUGCCAGGCAAGCUGGUGUACUGUCACUGCAUCAUUGGCUGUGUUCCCAUCGAGGUAGUUUCAAGGAGAAAUCACCUCAGCUCAAAUUACAUCUGCCAGAGCCACACAAGGCACAGUGAGAAGGGGCAGGUGGCUAAAGACAGGAGCGGGAGUCCUCAUGCAUGACUGUGUCGACUGCAGCUCGCUCCCUUUCGUUCUCAGGCCGCUUUAUAACCCUCAGGAAGACGUUUGCAGAGGCAAAAAUGGCAGCUUGGAAACAACUUGUAAAUGCUCACUGUCAGUCAUGCGGCUCAUUUUUAUCAUUGCAUUACUGACAUGAGGAUUAUCAUUGUUCACCUUCAGUUUUAAAACCAAACGCCCCUCGUGAUUUCUGUAAUGCAUUUCCUGUGAUGGGUAUUUUAAAUGUUUGAUUAAUUUAAUAGGAAAUCAGACAGGACAGACAGCGUUUUAGUGAGUACUGACCCUAAAAGUGGCAUUUUUUUUUAAUUCUUUGUUUGGUUGUUGAGCUGCUGGAAUACUUGCACUUAUUAAAGGAAACGCUGGCUUCCAUGUAAAAACAAAGAUUUUGAACGUAGCAGACUCACAGUAGAAAGAAAGAAACAUUUGUUUGAAACGAAUCACUUGUGUUUCCUGUUUAAUAAUCACUCUUGUGAGCUUUGCAUUCAUAUUUUAUGUGAUUAAAAGUAGAAAUUAUUUUAGAACAGUGUUUUAUACUGGGGCAGUGGGGAUUGUCAUGUGACUAUAACCUAUUUAUCACUGAAACAUGUGACCUGCUGCCUAAAUGUUAUUUUAUAACGAAGCAUUAUCACUUGUGUGCGUACUGAAAUGUCUUAAGAACUUUUUAAAGUAAGUUGGAAGUAAUCGCUUACAUAAAAGCUGACACAAACUUGCAUUAAUUAAAUCAUUUCUGCUAUCGGCAAAUUGCAUGAGAAAGUACUAAAUCAUUGGAGCGGUUUAAACAUAUCUCCUGUACAUUUCGUUUAAAAUAUUGUGUUCAGAAUUAUUCUUUUUUUUUGUUCUCUGCUUUUUUUUGUGUGUGUAUGUAGAUCAUAUUAAAGGAACAGGUCUGAUAUGUGACUUGUGAAAUGUCAAUACAGCGUGGUUGCAGGACGUGUGCUGGGUUACAAGAUGUAAAAACAUGUAUAUAAGUCAAAGUUUCAUUUUUCUAAUAAAGGCUCUUUCUGCCACUUUA